GGUAGGCUCCCUCCGCGUGUGGCCCGGCGGCGGGCUCCGACCCUCAGAGACCCCGCCUCCGCCGCAGCAUCUUUCCGGGUAGCCUGGAGCCCAGAUGACGGAAGGGGGCUGAGCUUCGGGGCUGGGCCCCGCCUUCGCGGCUUCUGAUUGGACGGAGCCGAGAGAGUCCCCGCCCACUACCUUCCUAUUGGUUCGCGCGUACGAACGGCGCUCCCCAUUGGGUCGCUCGGAUUUGGGCACCAAAUUCAAAGAUUUUAAAAGUACCAGCUGGCGCCUUUUAAGAGUUUCAGGUCUGAGAAGCGGCCGGCCUGCAGAGCCACCGCGAUUCCUUCACGUGAGGCGGUCCCGGCGACCCCUGGCAUGAGCCGGCGGCCGUGCAGCUGCAUCGCCCGGUCACCCUCCUGCUCCUGCUCCUGCUGCUCGUGCUCGUGCGGCUCCAGCCCCGUCACCGCCGCCGGGCGCCUUCGCCCCUCAGGAAGUUAUAAAGAAGAAAGUUCUACUCUUUCUGUCAAAAUGAAGUGUGGUUUUAAUUGCAGUCCUGUUCAUUCUGAAUUUAAACUGGCAAAACCUGAUGACAGCGGAAGGCAAGAUUCCUAUACCUCACCGGGUCUGGAAGGUUCUUGUAAAGACUCCACUAAAGACUAUGAAAGGUUGUCGUACAUUGGAUCACCAGUUGUGAGCCCCAUAGUUGUAGAACUUGAACCUAAAAGCAGACCUCUACAUAACAAAGAAAACCAGCAUGUGCAACCAACACUGAACAGUUUGAGUGACCUGGAAGAAGUAGAGGCCAGUAGACUCUAUGAAGACAGUGGCUACUCUUCAUUUACUCAACAAAGCCUCAGCGAACAUGAAGAGGGUAGCCUUGCACUGGAAGAGAGCUUCCGACACAGCCCGCAGUCCUGCCUGCUGCCCACUGAGAGCUCAGACUCUUACCCUGACAGAAACUUGCUGCCAGUCCUACAUUUCGAAAAGGUGGUUUGUUCAACAUUAAAAAAGAAUGCCAAGCGAAAUCCUAAAAUAGAUCGAGAAAUGAUAAAAGAGGUUAUAUUCAGGGAAAAUUUUAAGCUACAGAAUGUAAUUGGCAGAAAAAUGGGCCUAGAGUGUGUAGAUAUUCUCAGUGAACUCUUCCGAAGGGAUCUCAGACACCUCCUAGCGAGUAUUUUGACACAGCUCAAUGGGAUGGACUUAAUCAGUUUGUCUAAAGUGAGCACAACUUGGAAGAAGAUUCUAGAAAAUGACAAGUGGGCAUUCCAGUCUUAUAAGAAGGCAGUGAAAAGAUUCUUUGAAAACAAGAUAAAGUUUUCACCACAUGCUUCAACCAGAGAAUAUGUUACUAUCAGAACUGCCUUAGCUUCUGUUCAAAAGUCAACAACCCAAGUUCCUUCCAGAAACACUCAAGCCAAAGUAUCCAGUCAUGGCGAUCAGAAAGGUUCAACUCACAGUCGACACAGUGAAUUUUCUGAGAUGGCCAAAACAUUGAAAAAGAAUGAAAGCCUCAAAGCCUGUGUUCGGUGUAAUUCACCUGCAAAAUAUGAUUGCUAUUUACAGCGUGCAACUUGCAAACGGGAAGGCUGUGGGUUCGAUUAUUGCACACGAUGCCUAUGUGAUUAUCAUACCACCAAAGACUGUCCAAAUGGCAGGCUCUUAAAAGACUCGUGUAAAACUGGCCCAUUACCUGGUACUAAGAAAAGCAAAAAGAAUUUACGAAGAUUGUGACCUUUUACUAAAACAAUCAUGAAUGAAUAAUCAUGGUUAGAGAAAGAAAUUAGGUUUUGUUUUUAUGAAUAAGAAGAAUGGUAUUUUGCAGUUUUAUAUAACACCUGGGAUUUAUUUUCUCCCAGUUAAUAGAGGGCACGCAACAACCUCUUAAAAUAUUUUACGAUUUAAUGUGAAGGAAUUUAAAAUACCUCAGUACAGACUGAAAAAAUCAACUAUUUUAAGAAAAAGCAGCGAUGCUACCUGAUAUAAUAAAGAAUUGAUUCAACGUUAUGGGAAAAGAAGAGGAUGAAAUUUUACCUAGACAAUCUGAUUUACUAUUUUAGCAUUUUAUUUGUUUUACCAAAUCAACGUUCAUUCUGAAACCAACUUGUCAAUGUCUUGUCACUUUUCUUGAACUGUAUUUUCCAGUGUGUAUAUGUCCCCAAACCUUAUCUUUUCUAAAAUCUUGAUGUUUUUCCUAUUUCUGAAGGCUGUUUACAUUUUUAUGUGUGUAAAUAUUUUUUAUGUUAAAGUAAAUAUGUAUAUAUAUAAAUAUUGUCAUGAAUAAAGUUGUUACAAGUUU
Perognathus longimembris pacificus (Pacific pocket mouse) is the source of this 2281-nucleotide messenger RNA. It is a transcript of the gene Fbxo5, whose product is annotated as F-box protein 5. The record is from RefSeq and is a predicted model, not a curated record. Gene Ontology annotation, biological process: negative regulation of meiotic nuclear division; regulation of mitotic nuclear division. Gene Ontology annotation, molecular function: protein binding. Bases 361 to 1716 code for a protein of 451 amino acids. Gene Ontology annotation, cellular component: nucleus. The transcript is spliced from 5 exons. Lineage: Eukaryota; Metazoa; Chordata; Mammalia; Rodentia; Heteromyidae.